AUGUCAUUCCAGCUCGAGACCAAUCUGGCACGCGCGAUUCACAUGCAGCAAGUCGCUACCGGAGCAACUCACGAUAGUAUUCGUGAUACCACUGUGGCCGCACUGCGACUUAUCCAGCAGCGAUUCGAGCGUGGGGACUAUGAGCUUCCCAGAGCAACGAGAAACUUCGAGCGACAGCUCACCCUGGCAAUUCUCAUGGAACAAGAGACCAGAAACCUCGGCCUCAAUGCGCUGAUUAUACGUACAACGACAGCUUGGGGUCGCAUCUCUGGUCGCCUUGAGCGAGGCCUCACCCCCUUUCCCGAGCCUUACCAUGUCAUUGCCGACGACGGAGAUGAUGAUGUCCCAAUUGAAGAGCGUCUUCGCAGAAUGGGACUCGAUCCCAACAGCUUCGACCUUACCGGCAUCCGCUCUGGUGCCCCGCACAGCUCUAACAACAGCAACAACGUUGCCCCGACUCAGCCUCAGACUGACAUGAGUUCCACCAUUGGUACAGGAGGAUUCAUCUCCAGUCAAGCUGCUGUCCUUGCUCCCGCUUUUGCUGCUUCUGCCCCCGCAAUCGUCCAAACAGGCAAAGCUGCUGUGACUGGGAAGCGCCGGGACCGAAAGCGCGGCAAAGAUAUGUACGGGUGCGAUGUCUGCAAUCAGGAGAAGAAGUACACCUCUGCAUGCACUCUCUACAGACACAAGAAGAGUAAGCACGGCAUUCCCACACCCGGAGACGUCCGAAAGGAGAGGAAGCUGGCUGCAGAGGCGGCUCUUGCAGCUCAGGAUGAUGCUGAACAGGCGGAUGGUGUCGGAGAGGAUGAAGACGCAGAGGCGGAUGAGGAGAUUGAUGAGACUAUGAACGAGGAUACCGGAUACGAGAGGGACUUGGAGUGA
Molecule: messenger RNA, 882 nt
Organism: Colletotrichum scovillei
Lineage: Eukaryota; Fungi; Ascomycota; Sordariomycetes; Glomerellales; Glomerellaceae
Exons: 2
Coding region: 1-882 (293 amino acids)
Source: RefSeq, a predicted model, not a curated record